AUGUGCGGCGACAGCAACCGUCCGACCUUUGGAGGCACGAUUGCCGUGCUUUUCCCUCGAGAGAACAAGUUCUAUUCGAAUUCUUCGGAGGCUUCGCUCUCAUCUUCACCCGAAUCCGUGGCCUCGUCCGCCUCCACAUCUUCCAUGUCUUCAUACUCGCUCUUUUUCCGGGACCCUGAGACAGCCGGCCACAAAACCAAGGCCAUUUUCCAAAUUGAUGAUGCUCAGACUUACCACGCGCUGCGGGGAUGUCGACAAGUGAACAUGCGGAUUGAGAAAUACGGAGAUCUCUCGACCAACAAAGCAUCUUCCGCUCCUUUGCAUCAAUUUCAGCUGGACUUUACGAAGAAUGCACAGAGUUUCCAGACAAACGUGGAGUUCGAGUUACCCGAAAGGCUGGACUUGGGCGUUUCAGAGAAGGGAGUUGUGGGUCGACAGCUCACAAUGAGCGAGACGGAUGGAACCGUCCUGGGAAUCGGCAUCGUGGGAUACAAUUGA
Molecule: messenger RNA, 498 nt
Organism: Penicillium longicatenatum
Lineage: Eukaryota; Fungi; Ascomycota; Eurotiomycetes; Eurotiales; Aspergillaceae
Exons: 2
Coding region: 1-498 (165 amino acids)
Source: RefSeq, a predicted model, not a curated record